Messenger RNA from Corythoichthys intestinalis (scribbled pipefish), 8418 nucleotides. It is a transcript of the gene grm3, whose product is annotated as glutamate receptor, metabotropic 3. Lineage: Eukaryota; Metazoa; Chordata; Actinopteri; Syngnathiformes; Syngnathidae. The record is from RefSeq and is a predicted model, not a curated record. Gene Ontology annotation, molecular function: group II metabotropic glutamate receptor activity. Gene Ontology annotation, cellular component: plasma membrane. The transcript is spliced from 13 exons. Gene Ontology annotation, biological process: G protein-coupled glutamate receptor signaling pathway; regulation of synaptic transmission, glutamatergic. The coding region runs from base 356 to 2992 and encodes 878 amino acids.
CAUAUACAAACACACAUUCUCCCUCUCUCUGCCUCACACACACACACAUACACACAACGGCAGCAUCCUCUCUCUCAGCGCGACUCCUCCUGGGAUCGCGACUAAACUUCCAGCAGAGGAGGGAUUCGCAACAACAAAAAAACCAAAAAGGUGUGGUGAUGUUGCUACCUGCCAUCUUCCAUCUCCUCUAUUCCAUUCAGGAUUGACAUCCUCAUGGUGUGUCCUUCAGUGUGCGCCCCUCUUCCCAUCCCCUUGGACUUUUUCAUGGGCCUCCAAGUGACCCUCGCUGUUCCACCCUUAGCCCCUCACCCCUAACCUUCCACUCUUCACCCGACUCCCUCCCAACACCUCAACCAUGGUGGCCCGCGCCCUCAUGGUGGUGAUGAUGUGUCGAGAGGUCCUGCUGUCUGUCGGAGACCCUCCGCCAUCCCGCCGGGAAAUCCGCAUGGAAGGUGACCUGGUUCUAGGCGGCCUGUUCCCUGUGCACGAGAAAGGCGCCGGCAUGGAGGAGUGCGGUCGAGUCAAUGAAGACCGAGGCAUCCAGAGACUGGAGGCCAUGCUGUUUGCCAUCGACGCCAUCAAUCGCGACCGCAAUCUGUUGCCUGGCAUCGCCCUCGGCGUGCACAUCCUGGAUACCUGCUCACGAGACACCUACGCAUUGGAGCAGGCGCUGGAGUUUGUGCGUGCGUCACUCACCAAGGUGGACGACUCAGAGUUCAUUUGUCCGGAUGGUUCUUACGCCUUGCAGGAAGACAGUCCGCUCGCCAUUGCGGGCGUCAUCGGAGGUUCUUUCAGCAGCGUCUCCAUACAGGUUGCCAAUCUUCUCAGGCUCUUCCAGAUCCCUCAAAUAAGCUACGCAUCCACCAGCGCCAAGCUAAGCGACAAGACCCGCUACGACUACUUUGCCCGCACCGUGCCGCCUGACUUUUACCAGGCUAAAGCGAUGGCUGAAAUCUUGCGCUUUUUCAACUGGACCUAUGUCUCCACUGUGGCGUCGGAAGGCGACUACGGUGAGACGGGCAUUGAAGCCUUUGAGCAGGAGGCCCGUAUGAGGAACAUCUGUAUUGCCACGUCAGAGAAAGUGGGACGUUCCAACGCCAAGAAUUCCUACGAAGCCGUAAUCCGCCAGCUUAUCCAGAAACCCAACGCUCGUGUGGCCGUCCUGUUCCUGCGCAGCGAUGAUGCCCGAGAGCUGCUGGCCGCCGCUGCCAGGCUAAACACCACCUUUAUCUGGGUGGCCAGCGACGGCUGGGGGGCGCAGGAGAGUAUCGUCAAGGGCAACGAGAUUACGGCGGAAGGAGCAAUCACGCUGGAGUUGGCCGCCAACCACGUGCCGGACUUCAACCGCUAUUUCCUUAGCCUGAACCCUAAGAAAAACACACGCAACCCUUGGUUCAGGGAAUUCUGGGAACAACGCUUCCAGUGCUCACUAGGAGGGGAGACGCCGCUGCCGAUGUGUGAUAAGGACCUAUCCAUGGACAUGAGCAACUUUGAGCCUGAGUCAAAGAUCAUGUUUGUGGUAAAUGCGGUGUACGCCAUGGCCUACGCACUGCACAAUAUGCAGCGCAGCCUCUGCUUCAACACCAGCUCGCUCUGCGACAACAUGAAGGCUUUGGAUGGCCGCAGACUCUACCGUGACUUCAUCCUGAACGUUAGCUUCACAGCUCCGUUCUCCCCCGCCGGCAUCGAGACGGCCGUCAAAUUCGACUCCCAGGGCGACGGCGUGGGCCGCUACAACAUCUUCAGCUACCAGCGCUCGAGCGAGCGCUACUCUUACGUGCCGGUCGGCGAAUGGGCGGAAACCCUGAGUCUGAACAGCGGCCUGAUUCAGUGGCCCAAGGAAGCGGCUCCCACUUCGCAGUGCAGCGACCCCUGCGAGCGAAACGAGAUGAAGAAAAUGCAGGCAGGCGAGUAUUGCUGCUGGAUCUGCACCGCCUGUGAGCCUCAUGAAUACCUUGCUGAUGAGUUCACGUGCUCGCCCUGCGCUUCGGGUCAGUGGCCCACUGACGACCUGACCUCCUGCUAUGAGCUCCCUGAAGAUUACAUCAUGUGGGAAGACGCAUGGGCCAUCGGGCCCAUUACCAUCGCCUGUGUGGGGUUUUUGUGCACCGGCCUCGUGCUGUGGGUGCUGGUCCGCCACAACGACACGCCGCUGGUAAAGGCGUCGGGCCGCGAGCUGUGCUACAUCCUCCUCCUGGGCGUCUUUAUGUCGUACGCCAUGACCUUCCUCUUCCUGGCCAAGCCGUCGCCGGCCAUCUGCGCCCUGCGCCGCCUCGGCCUGGGCACGUCCUUCGCCGUCUGCUACUCUGCGCUGCUCACUAAGACAAACCGCAUCGCGAGGAUCUUUGGUGGCGUCAAGGAUGGAGCGGGCGCCGCCAGGCCACGUUUCAUUAGCCCGUCUUCUCAGGUCUUCAUUUGCCUGAGCCUGAUUUCAGUGCAGUUGGUGAUGGUGUCUGUGUGGCUACUGCUAGAGGUUCCGGGCACACGGCGCUUCACGUUGCCCGAGCGCCGGCAGACGGUCAUUCUCAAGUGCAACGUACGAGACGCUAGCAUGCUGUUGUCCCUCAGCUACGACGUACUGCUGGUCAUCAUGUGUACUGUCUAUGCCUUCAAGACCAGGAAGUGCCCGGAGAACUUCAACGAGGCAAAAUUUAUCGGCUUCACCAUGUACACGACCUGCAUCAUCUGGCUGGCUUUUCUGCCUAUCUUCUAUGUCACGUCCAGCGACUACAGGGUGCAGACGACCACCAUGUGCAUAUCGGUUAGCUUGAGCGGCUUUGUCGUGCUGGGCUGCAUGUUUGCCCCUAAGGUUCACAUCAUCAUGUUCCAGCCCCAGAAGAACGUCACCAGUCACAGGCUCAACCUCAACCGCUUCAGUGUCAGCGGGGCGGCCGCCACCUCCUACGCCUCUCACGCUUCCGUCAGCGCCCACUACGUCCCGACGGUGUGCAACGGCAGAGAGGUCGUCGACUCUACCACUUCCUCUCUGUGACUGCACCUUCCAACUUCCUUGCUGUUAAGACUGUUAGCCCCGCCUACUCUAAGACACUAAGAGCCAAUGAGGUUUCGUGGGUUCGCCUAACGUUGCGGCCUCAUUAACCAUCCGGUCCCGGCAUUGUAGAAAGUGUGUAACUAUUCUUAAAUUAUUUUCUAAAAGGCUUGUACAUAUGUGGAAUGGACAUUGUUGUAAGUAUACCAUCAAAAAGGACAACAACAAAAAAACAUUUUUAGAAGGAACUUUUGGAGUCUUGUUUUUUGAUAGCUUUGUUAUUAUGAUGUAAAUACAGUAGAUUCAGCACAGAGGUAAAGAGGCGGACCCUUGCAAUACCCCACUGACUUUUUAUUAUUGUUAAUAUGAUGAUAAUUCUCAUGGUCUUUUUGUAGGUUCUCGUUGUAAUAAUGAUAAUAAUACUCCAAUGUAUGCAUUUCUAGUGUGUACCUUUUUGUGUAGUAUGGCCCACGGUUGAAAUAGCACAAUAUGUGUGGGACAGUGUUUAGGCAGGACUGAAUGUGAGCGCAAUGGACAACAUGUACAAAAAAAAGGAAAGAAAAAUGACAUCUUCAUGAGUUGUGUUGCUUUUGAUACAUUUUUUUAUAUUAAAGAAGUGUAAUCAUAUAAUCCCUUUAUCUAAAUGGCCAUAAUUACACACGUGUGUUCACCCAAGCAGUAAAUAUAGAGACGAAAAAUCAUUUUGACCAAAAAAAAAGUGGUAAGAUGAAGGAAAUACUGUGAUGGGGAAAACAAUUGAGUCAAGAUAUUACACAACAAGGUUUUAAAUGUGAAAAAAUAAAAUAAAAUCACUGUCAAAAUUAUGUCAACAUCAAACAUCAAAUAAUUAAAAUAUACUGUAUAUUAUUGCACUGAAUUAUCGAUGUAAUGAGAAUGUAUUCAUGAGAGAAAUAAUCUAAAAAUAAUUUUAAAUUUAAAAAAAAAAAACUGUGGACAUGAUCGUAAUAUCUAAAAUAGUCAUCAAUGAAAAAUGCUAUGUUUGUGAAAAAUUUUUAUUGUAAAAUAUUAUGAAAAAGUAUCAACCUUUUGGAAUUUCUCACAUUUCUGUAUAAAAUCACCAUUAAAUGUGACCUGAUCAUUGUCAAAAUCACACAGAUGAAAAUACAGUGUCUGCUUUAACUAAAACCACCCAAACAUUUAUAGGUAGGGAUUUUCCGAUCAUUUUUUUUUUUUUGCUCCCGAUCCGAUUGCUUUUUUUUUGCUCCUGAUUCAAUUCCAAUCAUUCCCGAUAAUUUUUCCCAAUCAUAUACAUUUUGGCAAUGCAUUAAGAAAAAAAUGAAUACAACUCGGACGAAUAUAUACAUUCAACAUACAGUGAAUAAGUACUGUAUUUGUUUAUUAUGACAAUAAAUCCUCAAGAUGGCAUUUACAUUAUAAACAUUCAUUCUGUGGAAGGGAUCCACAGAUAGAAAGACUUGUAAUUCUUAAAAGAUAAAUGUGACUUUGUAUAUUGCGACUAAAUAUUGCCAUCUAGUGUAUUUGUUGAGCUUUCAGUAAAUCAUACUGUAGCCAUUUAACUUCUGCCCAAAUGCAUGAUGGGAAGUGGAACCAUGACUGUGCGUAGUGGUACCAAUUGAUAUAUCUUCUCUGCGUUGGGAAAUAACAUAGGGUGUUAAUAAAUAGAUCGACUACUACCUUUCUUCCCCACAUUGCAUCCCACGAUAUUUCUAAUCGUUGGGAGAGGGAUUGUAAAGCGUUAGCCAAUUAAAAAAAAGUCUCCAUAGGCUGCCAAAAUUCACUCUACUCAUUUUACGCUGCCUUUUAGCUCUAUAUAUAGGUAUAACGGCGCCAUUAAAGAUUGAACGCGACAAUGCGUGAGUGGGUCGUGCAGCGAAUGCCUUAAUUGCGUUUAAUAUUUUAACGUGAUAAUUUUUUUUUAAAUUACUGCCGUUAACGCGAUAAAUUUGAUAACCCUACUUUAAGCCUAAACUAAAGACUCUGGAUGAGUGUAACACAUUGUCUGUAACGUUAAAUACAAUUAGAAAACGAUUUAAUUAAAAAAUAUAUACAGUGGGGAGAACAAGUAUUUGACAGCAUGGAAAAACUCACCAACAUCAACACCUCAUCCCCACCGUGAAGCAUGGUGGAGGGAGCGUCAUGAUUUGGGGCUGUUUUGCUACCUCAGAGCCUGGAAAACUUCAAUCAUUAAUGGAAGAAUGAAUUCGAAAGUUUAUCAGGAUGUUUAGCAAGAAAACCUGAGGCCUUCUGUCAGAGUUGAAGCUAAAAAGCGGAUGAAUGCUGCAACAAGACAAUGAUCCAAAAUACAGAUGUAAAUAGACUUCAGAAGUUCUGAAGCGGCCAAGUCCAAGUCUAGACUCGAACCCCAUUGAGAUGUUGUGACAUGACCUAAAGACAGUGAUUCAUGCCAGACAUUCCAGGAAUCUGACUGAACUACAACAGUUUUGUAGAGAAAAAUAUGGUAAGAUUAGUCCUGAUGGAUGUGCCAGACUGGGCUGCAGCUACAGGAAGCGUCUGGUUGAAGUCAUUGCUGCCAAAGGAGGGGGGGGGCACAAAAUAUUAAAUGUGAUGGUUCACUUACUUAUUUUUCCCCUUCUGUCACUGUUUGCGUACUAUUCUCAUUAAAAUAUGAAAACCUGUAAAUGUUUGGGUGGUUUUAGUUAAAGCAGACACUUUUUUCAUUUGUGUGAUUUUGACAAAGAUCAGAUCAGAUUUGAUGGUGAUUUUAUGUAGAAAUGUGAGAAAUUUGAAAAGGUUCAGAUACUUUUUCAUACCACUGUAUACUAGUAUAUUAUUUUUAAUUUAAUGAAACAAAAUUCCUUACAUUGCCACGAUAACAUGAUGAAAUUAGGAUAAGUGGUGAUAAGGGCAAACACAUGACUACAUUACAAUAAUAAAGUAAAAAAAUGAAAAAUAUUAUUGUAUUUUCCGCACUGUAAGGUGCAUCCGAGUAUCAGGUGCACCUUCAAUGAAUGGUCUAUUUUAGAAUUGUUUUCAUUAAUAGGGCACACUGCAUUAUAAGGCGCAGUAGUAGUGGUAGUAGUAGUGAUUUGGGUUGCGUUAUACAUCCACUACAUAGUGCUGCGCUAAAUGGAACACAGCUCAAAAAUCAAAGGGAACACUAACAUAACAUGUUACAGAUCUGAAUUAAUGAAAUAUUUUUUAUUAAAUAGAUUGGUUUUUCCAUAGUUGAAUGUUCUGACUAGGGAUGGGAAUCGAAAUCCGUUUCCAAUUCGGAACCGGUUCCGAGUGUUUCGAGGCCUCGACAUCACAAUGAAAAAGCCUUAACGAUCCCUUUAACGAUUCCUAAAGACGCGUAUUGCGUCGUGACGUGUGUUGUUGUCCAGACGCAUCAAACUAGCAUGGCGCCAAGAACCACUCGCUCCAAAGUUUGACUACACUUCACCAGGAAAGAGUGUGAAAAUGAAAGGUUACGACGGGUAAGCACGAGCAUUGCAGCCAUAAACAUAACAAUGACAGCACGUAGGUUCAAACGCUCGAAAGUGUGUCUUCACUUCACGAGGAAAAAUUACAACAAAGUGACUUGCAGUCAUUGCAAGGUGGAGGUAACUGCAUCGGGAGGGAAUACGACUGCGCUGUCCUCACAGAGAGGCUAAAGCUCAGUUCUGGCUUUACAGCUAGCUAAACUCCCAAAUGACGAUGUAGAAGACGUUGGUAUAAUUUGCUGACUUUAUUCAACCAUCACUUGAAGAGUGAAACUAAGAAUAGAAAUGAAACAAAUCAAUUUCGUCCCCAAUAACAAACAGGUUUGCAUCAACGUAAAUCAGCGAUGAUUAGCUGCUAAUAACAGUAUGGUUAGCAUUCGUUCGCUAGCAUUAGCACGUCGUUCAAACCACUAAACAACUGGAUUUAAGUGUCCGAUCGCGAGUGGAAACACAACAACAACAACACAAAAGAUGAUACAUACAGGCGUUGCCUCUGUAGAUAUUAACAUUAACAAAGAACGUAGGCUCGUAGAAGUGUUUCCCUCUCUCACUUCGCUCGCUCACUCGCUUGGAUGCGGCAUUUCUUCGGGUGCCCAAACUGCGGCCCGCGGCCCAAAUAUGGCCCGCCUCCACAUUUGGUCCGGCCAUUUUGAAUUUUUUUUUUUUUCCUCAAUCGUGUUAUUUAUUUCCUGGCCUUUUUCCUUGAAGAAUUCAGAGAGGGUUAUUUGGUUAUUAUCUAUUUAAUUAAUAGUGUUUUUAUGAUUAAUUAUUAUUAUUAUAUUAUUAUUUUUAUUUUAUUUACUUUCAUUCCGUGAAGAAUCCAGAAAGGGUUAUUUGAUUGUGGCUUUCUGAAAAACAAUAUUUUUUUACAUUUAUGCACUUCUGCAAUCGUCACACUUUUUCUGUUACAAACUGACCCCGGCCCCUCAUCAGAGAAGGGAAAAGUUAUGUGGCCGUCACAGGAAAAAGUUUGGGGACCCCUGCUUUAACACAUAUUGCCAAAGGCAGAACAACAACCUAUCUGCCAAUAUAUACCAAUAUUUUUUAUUUCUAUUAGAUAAAUGUUUCAGUAAAAUGUUACACAUUGUUGUGUAUUUGCCACUUAUUGCCACAGUUAACAUUGAGGCUUUGGGCCUCUUUUGAUUUCGUUGUGAGUUUGUAAGGUUGUGAGUUCUGAUUAAACAAACUCGAUGCCAAUCAAAACGUUUGUUCUUUUUCCCAAAAUUAGAAUCGAUAAAGAAUCGAAUCGUUAAGCAAUAUCGAUAAUGGAAUCGGAAUCGUAAAAAUCCUAUCAAUUCCCAUCCCUAGUUCUGACAACAAAGUCACACAAAAAAUAUCAACGAAAAUCAAACGUAUCAACCCAUGGUGGUCUGGAUUUGGACUUAUACUCGAAAUGAAAGUGUAAAAACACAGUACAGGCUGGUCGCUCCUCACACUGUCCAGGAGCUCAUUGAUACCCUGCUCCAGAUCUGUGAAAAGAUCCCCCAGGACACCCUCCGUCAUCUCAUCAGGAGCAUGCACAGGCAUGUAGCGAGGUCACACAGGCACACAGAGGCCACACACACCACUGAGCUUCAUUUUGACUUGUUUAAAGGGCAUUACAUAAAAGUUGGAUAAACCUGUAGUGUGUUUUCCCACUUUAGUUUUGAGUAUAGUUCCAAAUCCAGACCUCCAUGGGUUGACACAUUUGAUUUUUAUUGCUAUUAUUGUGUGAUUUUGUUGUGAGCACAUUGAACUAUGGAAAGAAUAGUGUUUAGUAGAAAUAUGUCAUUCAUUCAGAUCUACAAUGUUAUACUUUAGUGUUCGCUUUAUUUUUUUGAGCAGUGUAUAAGGCGCACUGUCUGCUUUUGAAAAAAAUUGAAGGCUUUUAGAUACACCUUAUAGUGCGGAAAAUACGGUAUAUGUAUACUGCAUGAGGUCAAAACAUUUUUAAAUUUGACAAAAAUUGUGAUAUGGGGAAAAGUACUGGGGUAAGAUUACAAAAGAUAAAAAUGUAUAUAAAAA